Molecule: messenger RNA, 1888 nt
Organism: Impatiens glandulifera
Lineage: Eukaryota; Viridiplantae; Streptophyta; Magnoliopsida; Ericales; Balsaminaceae
Product: UDP-N-acetylglucosamine diphosphorylase 1-like
Exons: 15
Coding region: 175-1632 (485 amino acids)
Biological process (GO): UDP-N-acetylglucosamine biosynthetic process
Molecular function (GO): UDP-N-acetylglucosamine diphosphorylase activity
Source: RefSeq, a predicted model, not a curated record
UUGUUACAGACAACCACCGAACGAAUACCCAUUGUUGGAAAACCUCAAAUUACACCACCGACGCCUCAAUUCAGACAUUAUAUAUAUAUAUAUAACUUCAUACAGAGAGAAGAAAGAAAAAGAAGAGAUCUGAACUGUGAAAACUACACUUCAUAUUGGUGAAAUCUAGAAAGAAUGAAAGAACUAACACCACAAUCGUUCGAUUCCACCUCUUUAUCUCCACCUCAAGCACUUCUAGAAAGACUCAAAGAUUACGGUCAAGAAGAUACCCUUUGCUUAUGGGAAGAACUAUCUCCUGAAGAACGGGAACUUCUUGUUAGAGACCUUGAGAGUACAGAUCUUCCGAGGAUAAACAGGAUCUUUCGAUGUUCAUUACAAUUUCAAGGGCUUCCAGCUGCUGCUAUUGAGCCGGUGCCUGAAGGUAGUGUAUCUACUGUGGAGGAGAGAACUCUUGAGGAUAGGGAGAAAUGGUGGAAAUUGGGUCUUAAAGCAAUAUCUGAAGGAAAGUUAGCUGUUGUACUUCUUGCUGGUGGGCAGGGAACCAGGCUUGGAAGUUCAGAACCAAAAGGAUGCUUUAAUAUUGGACUUCCCUCUGGAAAGUCACUGUUUCAACUUCAGGCUGAGCGAAUCUUGUGCAUGCAAAGGUUAGCCACCCAAUCAAAUGAUGUUGGUUUUGUGCAGAUACACUGGUAUAUAAUGACUAGCUCUUUUACUGAUGAUGCAAUCAGAAAGUUUUUUGAAAGUCAUAAAUAUUUUGGUCUUGAAGCUGAUCAAGUAAGCUUCUUCCAACAGGGUACUAUACCAUGCAUCUCAAAAGAUGGUAGAUUCAUAAUGGAGACUCCUUACAAAGUUGCAAAAUCUCCAGAUGGAAAUGGUGCAGUUUACACUGCCUUGAAGUAUUCAAGAUUCCUUGAGGAUAUGGCUUCCAGAGGGGUUAAGUAUGUGGAUUGCUAUGGGGUUGAUAAUGCAUUGGUUCGUGUUGCUGAUCCUACAUUCCUAGGUUAUUUUAUUGACAAAGGUGUAGCAUCUGCAGCAAAAGUAGUUCGGAAGGCUUAUCCACAAGAAAAGGUUGGUGUGUUUGUUCGGAGAGGAAAGGGUGGUCCUUUAUCUGUGGUUGAAUAUAGUGAAUUGGAUCAGUCACUUGCAAGUGCAAUAAAUCAGGGAACUGGUCGUCUUCGCUUUUGCUGGAGUAAUGUAUGCUUGCACAUGUUUACCCUGGAUUUUCUCAACCAAGUAGCAAAUGGCCUUGAGAAAGAUAGCAUUUAUCAUCUGGCUGAGAAGAAAAUUCCUUCAGUUCAUGGACACACAGAUGGAUACAAACUAGAGCAGUUUGUUUUUGAUGCCUUCCCAUAUGCAUCUUCCACUGCACUUUUUGAGGUAUUGCGAGAUGAAGAAUUCGCCCCAGUGAAGAACGCCAAUGGAUCAAACUACGACACACCCGACAGUGCUAAACUGCUGAUGUUGCGUCUCCAUGCUCGUUGGGUUGUUGCUGCAGGCGGCUUUUUAACUCAUUCAGUACCAUUAUAUUCAACAGGUGUUGAAGUAUCGCCACUUUGUUCAUACACGGGAGAGAAUCUAGAAGCUAUUUGUCGAGGAAGAACGUUUCAUGCUCCUUGUGAGAUUACAUUCUAAAAAACACACUUUGGCUGGUUGUACUAUUUUUCAUUAGAAUUAUGCAUGUGGAUUGAGGUUUGUCGUGUUUAUGUAUCGUGUUGUGAUUUAUAAGGUUUCGGGUUUUCAUUUAGUUUUUAUUCAUUUCGUCCAGUGUAUUUAUAUAUUUUUAAAGAUCUCUGGAAUUUGAGCUUGGCCAGACUUAAAAUUAGUAAAUAAUGUGAUUACCCGACCAUUUAAUCUCUCAAGUAUUCAUUUUUUUAUAACUUUGUUGAUA